Messenger RNA from Rhopilema esculentum, 4577 nucleotides. Its product is annotated as medium-wave-sensitive opsin 1-like. NCBI's taxonomy places the organism in Eukaryota, Metazoa, Cnidaria, Scyphozoa, Rhizostomeae, Rhizostomatidae. The record is from RefSeq and is a predicted model, not a curated record. Gene Ontology annotation, cellular component: membrane. Gene Ontology annotation, biological process: G protein-coupled receptor signaling pathway. Gene Ontology annotation, molecular function: G protein-coupled receptor activity.
AAUGGUUUUCAUUUUCACGUGUUUCGCCCACUUUUUCUCACAAAUUAACGUUGUACUGUCGGCUGUUAUAAUGCAUUGGCAAAUGAUUCCAUAUUAACAUUUCCAAAUGCAGUUUGUCCAGAUUUUACGCACGUUUUUCAAGAUUUGGCAGCAUUAAGAAGCAUUUGGCUCGAUUCCUUGCAGCUAUAUUGAUGAUAUCUUGCCAUUUCUCUUACAAACUCAAUCUGCAAGGCAGCAUAAUUUUCUUCUACAAUCUGUGUCAGCAUCAAUCAAAAGACAAUCGCAACGAUGGUGAUUACAGUGCUGUUCAACAUUGUACUUGGUUUUAUAGUUUUUCUCUCUGUUUUUAUGAAUGUCCUCAUGCUGGUAAUUUUAAGAAAGACUGGUAAAAUACGCAAGGCCAUUGGUGCCAAAAAUAAUCUACUCAUGAACUUGGCAAUCGCGGACCUCAUACAAGCGUUACUUGGUUAUUCUGUGCAAUUCGUCGAUAGCCUUUUAUCCACUCACAACUUGAACUUUUGUACCGUAAGCGGUUUUGCGAUCACGAUGUGUGGACUCGUCUCCUUGACACUUUUGACUAUGCUUUCUUUUGACAUUUCUUUCCACAUUUGCCGUCCUUUUAAAAGCAUGCUGUAUGAAGAUAGAUUGCCGAUCAUUCUCCCUACUUUAGGUUGGCUUUACGGGUUUAUUUGGGCGAUUGUCCCAUUUUUUGGUCUGGGUGGGUACAUUGUCGAAGGAGCGAGAAGCUGCUCACUCAAAUGGACACAAGACACUUUGGAAGGCAAAAUUUUUAUAUUGGCUUUGCUAUUCGGGUGCUUUGUUUUGCCUCUAGCCAUCAUUGUGACUUGCUUUGUUUGCAUUCACGUGAAUACAAAACGCACCUUACAGGGAGGCAUACUGAAGAAAAGCCCAAAGAAGAGCAGAAACUUAAAAGCAGUCCAGCAAGGCAAUGCUAAACUUUGUUUCUUCAUGUCCUUUUCAUUUAUUGCCGCGUGGACACCAUACUCGGUAGUCGCGGUCAUUAUCAGUCUCUCUGGAUAUGAUGCUGUUCCAGAAAUCAUGCUGUUAGUUGCUGCGUUUAUGGGAAAGUGUUCUGCUAUUUUUAAUCCAUUGAUUUUCUUCUAUAUCGAUAAAGCAGCCAGGCCGUAUGUGCGAAGGAUUCUUCAGUUAGGCAACAUUUACAGUCGAUAUUCGAAAAGACAUUUAAAGGAUAGUGGAAGAUCGACAAUUUCUAACUACUCAACCCAGUUGUCCACUUUUCGUUAUAGUUCCAGAGAAAAAGCAAGCAUAGCCUCAACGGGUUUCAGCAAAAGAGAGAAGCGCUAAUAAUCGAUUGAAGUUUGAGUCAGAUAUCGACUGGAUCUUAAUGAACCAAGUCUUUUAUUUACAAGAAACUUGCACUGGUCGUUUUAACUCUCUCGUUCGUUUCAAUUCUCGUACUUUGCCUAACCUGACAAGUAUGAACUGAGAUACCUCUGCUAACUUUAAAUGAUAGCCUUUUAUUUUUCAUCAUGUCUCCAGAUCUUUAUUAUUAUUCAAAUAGAUAAAUAUUUCAUUAAAGUUCAUUAAUAUUUUGUGCGCCUUAAGAAAGUAUUUGACUGACAUUUGUGCUUACUUGAAUCGGUAUUUGCUUGCCUAAAGCCUUCUUUGCUAAAGAAUAACGAAAAAAUCGCACGAUUGUCAGCUGCAAAGUAUUAAUUUGGUUUCAAUUGAAUUGAAUCUACCUUAAAUGUUUAUUUUUAGCCAAUUUUCGUCAAUUAUCUGUGGCAGCUUUCAGUUUCUAGUCAUUCAAACAUUUUGUUCAAGACUAUGUUGAUAAGUUACCCCAAAGAUAAAGCCAAUACUGUAAUAUUUGCUUUUUUAUAUUGUAAAAUGCUACAGUAGUGCCCCAGUUGUGGAUCGAAAUAUAUUUCCUAGCGUAGAGUUUUCGAUCUAUGUUCUGACGUUUUAAACUCUGAAGAGUGUCAGUCUGUCAGACGAAAAGCUUUAGUUUACUCAAAUGUUUGCUUUUUUCAGAGCCAUUUUUAAGUUUUGUGCCACCAAAAGAUUGAUUACAACAGUUUAUUUAAACCAAAAUGAUAUUAUAGUAAUUCUGUAAUGAUAUUGAAAUGUCAGCGAGUUGGUACGUAACUUACUAAUAUUUGUCUUCAAGAUGUAUACAACAAAGUAUUUAAACCAGAGUGAUAGUCUACUGAUAUUGCGGUGAUAUUACAAUGUCUGCAAAAUGCUACGUAUCUUUGUGACAUUUGUAUUCAUUGUUCGGCGUAUGCAACGAAGUACGAAAGCUAGGCUAAUCAGUGCGAUAGUCGGAUAGUGUUACUUCGUAUUUUCUGUGGUAGAAUUUUUGUGAAACGAAAUAUCCUGUUGCAGCACGUUUAUACCUGCACUUAAUAAAGACCACAGUUUGUGCUAUAGAGUUCUUUAUAGAAAGAGCCGUGCACGAUUUUGUGUUAAAAACAGGACUGUCCCUGGGUAUGUAUGGAGCAGCUUGCCUGUUUUCAUUACAUUGUUUGUACAACUGAUGUUUGUACAACGUUACAGUUACUUCUUUUGUUAAGAUAUCGAUAAAUCUUUGUCUAUUUACAUGUACUAUUCAAUGAUAAGGCUUGUUCACACAGCUGAAAGGCUAUUACACACGUUGGAACUACACCAUUUCCAUUCUUGUCAAUAUUUUACAUGAUAAGAAUACACAAUUUUUGGACCCAAUUUACGUAGAGCAUUUGUCUCCAUUUGCAAUAUCUUGGAAACCGUGUGCGUUUAAAAAUUUAUUAGAAAAUUCGAAUUCAUCUUUGUCAUUGUCGGCACCUCAUCAUUUUUAUGCUUAUCAAUCCUUCAUUCUCUAAAAAGAAACUUUGAUGUCUUGAAAACCUUUGUGUUUGUUGUGUUUGAGAGCAGAUGUUAGUAGUUAGCUAGUGAAUCAGCCCAGCCUUUACUGCUAAAGUGGUAUGCGUUGAAUGCAUUCUUAAAUUCGAACGCUCCUACCAACCUUGAAGGCACCAUGUCUCGACGCAUUUCGCUGGCCAUUUAAACUUCCUAUUGGUUGGAAUUUACAAUAGAGCUAUUGUUACGUAUCCAAUCAGCUAAUUCUCAAUGUUUUCUCGAUCAUAAACACGCUGCAAAGCCUAUUGUUAAUUCUGAACGGUUGAUUGAUGGGACAAGCUGCCUUUAAAGAAAAAAUCUUCAUUGAUGGAAAUACGCCUGGUAUUGUUUAUAUCGUUAUGUAGCUUCAUAGUGUCUUAGUGAUCUUAGCAGAUACUGCGUUUUUAACCGUAUCUAACACCCAUUGGACUUUGUGCAAAGAAUUCAUAAGCGUUUUGAUGUAUGGGGCAAUGCCUUCAAGUUUUUACUAUAAUCUGAAGUAAUGCAACGUUGGUCAGUGCUAGCAUAGAGCGAUCAAAAGUCUUGUUGAGCGGUAACAUAUAUGCGUUGUCAACUGGCGAAAUGCUGGAAACUGCUAGAACGCUCCUUCGUCGCCCGUAAAAGGUUUAUGUCACUCAUUUCAUACAAAGUAUUUUAACACGAAGCACUUAGUGAAUUGACGUCUUUGCAGCAGAAAUAAAAUAUAGACAAGCAGAAUCUUCUCUGUGAAUCGCUUUCGAGAUCAUUUUACUGUAAAUUGUUUGAUUUUUUCAUGUAAUAUUGCAAAACAAUUCUCGAAUAUUAUCAAGUUUCAAGUAUGCAAAUUGUUCCAUUGCCUUUAUCUGUGCAUCUUUCUGCAUAUACUUUAUGUUUUCGAUAAGUGAAUUUCGUGCAUGUGUGUGGCUUCCAGUUGCAGGCUUUGAGAAAAAUAAGUUAUUUCUAUACAAAUACUCGUGAUUGCGCAUCGUGUAACAUCGUGUGACAUCCAUUUUGUAAUUAAUAAAAAUCCAACGAAAGUAUAGUUUAUAAUUCUAUACUUUCUCAAAUUUUGACGAAAUAAGUAAUUAUUUAUUAAUUAAUCUAAAUUUAGCUAAUGCCAACUAAACAAAUAAUACAAGUCUAAAUUAUACUAACUAACGCUACAACAAGCUUAAAUUUUGAAUAGAAUUUUUUUAAUUUGUUUUUUAACAUGAUUGGGAAUCUUCAAUCUCAAGCGACAGGGACUGCCAAACUUUGUUUGCAUGUAGACCUUUAAGUAUCAAUGCCAUAUAUACUAUUGCUAACUCUAAGCAACGCUACUGAAAGGAGAUGUUAGAUGAAUUUUCAAGGCAGUUUUGAAUUACUAGAUUUCUGUUAUGGAUGCAGAUGAUUCGAUUGCAGUUUCUUGGGAUUUUUCUCAUUUUAAGUCUAUAUUCUUUCGAUUUAAAGAUGAAGGUCCUUGAUGCUGCAAGUAAUUUAUGUAGUUUUGCAAGUGAUUUAAUAGACACUGUGUGGCUGCACAUCAUCAGUUCCCAAAAUGCAACCAAUUUUGAAGCGGAAUGGGGAAGAAAUACGGCGAAGAAAUCACGUGCAUACUAAAAUGACCAUAGCUGCUUCAUGUGAGUGGGUUGAGAGCCGCAAAAAACUAUUGUCACGCAGAAAUAUGUUAUAAUUGCUAUAAACUGUUGUCAUAUAUAUAAUGUUAUAGUAUGUUCUGAUGAUAAGAUCGGCAUUUUUUA